This is a messenger RNA of Chlamydomonas reinhardtii, 3404 nucleotides long. RefSeq lists its product as uncharacterized. The transcript has 8 exons. The record is from RefSeq and is a predicted model, not a curated record. The coding region runs from base 237 to 1751 and encodes 504 amino acids. Lineage: Eukaryota; Viridiplantae; Chlorophyta; Chlorophyceae; Chlamydomonadales; Chlamydomonadaceae. Gene Ontology annotation, biological process: regulation of cyclin-dependent protein serine/threonine kinase activity; mitotic cell cycle phase transition. Gene Ontology annotation, molecular function: cyclin-dependent protein serine/threonine kinase regulator activity. Gene Ontology annotation, cellular component: cytoplasm; cyclin-dependent protein kinase holoenzyme complex; nucleus.
UGUACCAAAGAUGUGCUACGUAGAGUAGUAUUUAGGAAGUAGAUAUUGUGCAUAAACAGCUCUGCGUGGGUGUCUUGCUACACUAGUCGACGCGCCUGUUGGUUUCCGGCAACUCUGCGGGCGUUCGCAGCUCUUGAAGCAAACUGGCGGGACUGUCGCCUUUACGUGGCUUGGGUCCCAUUAACACUGCGACUGGGGCCCCCGUCACGGCCGGAGGGAGAACCUUGGCGUCGAUUAUGGAGACGAGCCUUGCCUCUGGGAAGCGCCUGGCGUCUGUCCGCCAUUCGCAUGAGUGCCCGGAGGCUUCCGUGAGCGGCUCCAACAAGCGCUCUCGUCAACACGUUGGUCACCCUUAUGUGUGGCAAAGCCGGGCACCCGCGCAGUUGAGUUCUGCGCUCCGGCGAGUACAGUCGGCACCUGUCGCUGCCGAUAACCUCGAGCAGGAGACAUGGAAUGACCUCGAGCACUGGAGGGGCCGGGAGGCUGGAGCUCGCAGACCCACCCCACAGCAUGUAGUGGGGCAGCAGGGCGAUGAGAUCAGCGCCUCCAUGCGCGCCACGCUGGUGGACUGGCUGAGCGAGGUGCGCGACGAGUUCCGGCUGCACGCCGAGACGCUGUUCCUGGCGGCCUCCUACCUGGACGCCUACCUGGCCGCCAAGCCCGUCAGCCGCGGCCGCUUCCAGCUGCUGGGCAUGGCGUGUCUAUGGGUGGCGGCCAAGUUCGAGGAGGUGUACCCACCCCCCCUGGUCGCCAUGCUGGCCAUGGCCGAGAACAUGUACACGGCGGCGGAGCUCACGGCCAUGGAGAAGGAGGUGCUGUUCACGCUGGACUUUGGUCUGGCUGUGCCCACGCCCCUGCGCUUCCUGCACUACAUGCUGCAGCUGGCGCACCUGCCCGCGCACCCCGGCGAGGCGCUCAGCUGCCGCCGCCUGGCGGAGGCGCUGCUGGAGCUCAGCCUGCUGGACCUGGCGCUGCUGGGCGCACCCGCCAGCGCGGUGGCGGGCGCCGCGGUGUACCUGGCGCUGGGCAUGCGGCGGCACCACGAGGGGCUGCAGGGCGUGGUGCUGCUCAGCGGCGCGGACCCGGCAGACCUGGGAGACCUGGUGCAGCGCCUGUCCCGUAACCUCCACGAGGCCGCCUCCUCGCCCCAGCCCUGCGCGCUGCUGUGCCGCUACAAGGCCUGGGAGGGGCUGCACGGCCGCACCGCUCUGGCCAUUGCCGCCGCUACCGCCGCCCAGCAGAACGCCGCCAUGGCGCCCGCAGCCCCUCCCAUGGCGGCCGCCGCCAUGGACACCGACCUGACCGCCGCUGCAGCCGCACCCGCGCCUGCUGCCGGCGUGAUGGAUCACGAGGUGGAGUUUGAGGCCGAGCCGCAUGCGCCCUCGCCGCCACCCGUGCUGCGCCAGCAGCAGCUGUCGCGGCCGUCGUCCUCGUCCGCAGCCCACCACCUGCCGGCCCACUACGCCGCGCAGCAGCCCGCCUCGGCUCACGGUCACGCGGCGCACACCGGCGCCGCGGCCUACCACAUGCCCGCGGCGGCGGCGCUGGCGGCGGCUGGCGGCCUGGUGGCUGCCUCGGCCGGCGCCGCGGCGCUGAUGAGCGGCGCCCACGGCCACCCCCACCCCAUCCACCACCACCACGUCAUGUCGCUGGCGGUGCACCAUGUGCCCACCACCGCGACCAUCGCCACCUCGGUCGGCGCAGCAGCUGCUCUGGGCGGCCUGCGCCUGUCCUCCGCCGCCUGCUGCUAGGGCGGCCGGCCCCCACCGGCCCUCGGCCUGCGGGGCUGCCAGCAGCAGCGCGGGCCACCAUGUCUCCCGCGUGGCUCCGGGGCCGGGGCAUGCAGUAUGCAUGUGAGGCGCAGCGAGGACACAAGGUGAUGACACGUGCGACAAGAUGCGGCAACACGCAGCGCGGCCAAGACCACAAGGGGUGUCAGAGAGUCCAACGACUACACCCCCGCCGCCAUGCGCAUGUCUGCACACAGCGUCAGCGCUUGAAAGACGCAAGGUUGCUACAGAUGGCACAGAUUUGCCAGUUGGGUACAUGGUGCUGUGUGCGCAAUUUCCGGGGUUGGGGAAUAUUCUUUUCGUGGGGCCACACAAAUUGAAGGUGGUGUACAGAGGUCGGGCGGUGAGCACGCGGUUGUGUUUGGCUACAUUGCCAUAUCGCACCGCUACUCCAGGCAGAGAUAAAGAAGGGAUCUUGGCUCCCGCACAAAGCGUGUGAAGGCCUGGAUGCUGCCGCACUGUGCUGUGAGGCGAAGAGCGCUUGCGGGGUCGCACUGCUCUUCUUCGCGCGCAGCUCUUAUCUUGCGUUUGUUUCUUUUACCUUCAUGGUGCGCGCGCUGCAUGUGCGCCUCGGGAGGCGAGUCGGGUCGCGUCCAGCCAGCAUGGGUCGUAAUGACGUGUGCGCCGGCGCAGAGGGCGGCACGCACCCGCGGUCCUGGCGCACGCCGCUUGCCCCCACUAGGCAUGUCGGAAUCAUGGGCCAACCCAAUCACCUCCACUUCAUCGGUUUGCUGGUCAGCCUCUGCACUCGGUGUGCUGACGUGAUGUAUCCGGGGUUUGUGUUUGGACCGGCAACAUGUGCGGACCUUUGCACAGGCAACGGGUGGCGUUGGCAGCGGGCUGCUUGCGCUGGCCUACGGCGGCACCCCGCCGGGUGUUCAUUUAACUUCAUCCGUGUGGUUGUUCGGUAUGUGUCUGGUAGUGGUGAGCAGCUCUAGGUGACCGAUACUGAGAAAGGUCCCAGGGGUGCUACAGAGCAGAUCUCAAUCUGAACGGUGGGAGCUUCAUAGCGCUCGCCUCGGAAGCGGUAUGUGGGUAUGUUAUUGAAGGCCAGGGCAGCCACUGGGCUGAUGGAAUAGGGGCGCAUAGUGGCGCCCGAGCAGCCCAGUUGUUAGCCGCCGGUGCCUACCCGGUGCCUCUAUGCUCACACGGCCUGCAGCGCUUCACAAAACAGGACACGGCGCUGCGGCCUGUGAUGCGACUUUGGUGCUCUUCAUGUCAUGUGUGUGAUGAUGGUGCUGGUGUGGUGUGAUAUGGUGGUAGGAAGUCCAUGGGUAGGGUGGCAGGCUCUGAACGUGCGAACUCGUGCGUGAUUGCCUUUGUUUAUGUUGGGUGGGACCGACUGCAUUGAUUAUGUGUGCUCUCUUCCAACCGAGGCAACUCAGGUCGUGCUGCUGCAACUGGGAAGAGGGCGUGCCUCGUAUCUAUGUGUUUGGUCGUGAGGGGAAGGGUGUCACGAGCUGUAGGGCGCGCGGCCUGUUGCCGCCGCCGCUUGGGGUGCCCCCCGCGUGGGCUCAGGGUGUAGCUACGGGUGGUUUGCUACGAAGCCUUUACGGAGUCCGAAAGCUUGUGAGAAGAAGACCACAAAGGGUGAAGGUGUUUUCGGUUACGGUU